Molecule: messenger RNA, 2067 nt
Organism: Pseudovirgaria hyperparasitica
Lineage: Eukaryota; Fungi; Ascomycota; Dothideomycetes; Acrospermales; Acrospermaceae
Exons: 1
Coding region: 1-2067 (688 amino acids)
Cellular component (GO): nucleus
Molecular function (GO): histone binding; protein heterodimerization activity
Source: RefSeq, a predicted model, not a curated record
AUGACCUCCCUGUCCCUAAGCUCUGACACAGCGCUUACGCUUGACCAAGCCAGGCACCUCAAUGAUCAAAACUUGAAGAGCCGGUUUGAAGAGAUAAUAGCAAAAUAUGAGCACGACUUCACGGGGGUUGGUGACAUCAUCGAUUUCGAGACGGGCCACAUCGUAGAGAACAAUGGACAUAUUGAUAAGAUGAUGUCGGAACAGGACAUUGGAGACCGCAAAUCUGGAAUAAACAUUAUAGCGAACUAUGCAAAUGGUCUUGCGCAAACACAAAUCGAGUCAUUGUCACCCAUCGCAAACGGAGACGAAGACGAAGCUGGAUAUGAGAAAAUCCCAAGGCUCGAAGAGGAUCAAUUGGGGAAUGCAUCCGAAGUAACUCGGGCAGAAGAGAAUGAAGGUUCCGAAGAUGAGUUGGCAUCAUUGAGCGUCUCGUCCUUAUCAAAGCGAGUGGGAGUAGCAAAGGAGCAGAAACAAACGAAGAUGACAUCGAUCAAGCAUCUGACUUCUAAUACAGACGUUAGACUUUCUGAUGUGCAACACAAGUUUGUCGAUGUUCACCCUAUUCAAGACUCAGAAGGCUCCCAUGGCUCCGAUGUCCCAGCGGUUUCGUAUCAAGCUUGUCGGACGCCGGAUAUCGCCGUUAUGGAGCAACUUGGACAACAGAUAUCUCAAAAUAUCGCGCAAUUCAUGCAGAUAUGGAAAGGUGCGAACGUAUCAACUCCGGAUCCUAUCUGGGCAGCCCCUCCUUUGCCAGCCAACGUUCCGAAUACCCCUGGGAUAUCCCGCCCGGUACAUCAGUACAAUUCUAAAACAACGCCAGCCCCAACCGCCCGUCCCGCCCAGCAACAUGCACCAUUCAGUGAGAGCCUCUGGGCUGUGCCACGCCAGCGACUGCGUAAAAGAUCGGCGGAUGCGGAACAUUCCCCAUCUUCUGGCUCUGUCAAACGACACUCUGGCACAAAAUCUCUGUUUAAUCAUGAAGAGGACGCUUUGAUCCUUAAGCUUAGAAUUACAUGCCAUUGGAGUUGGCGAGAUAUUGUUGCGAAACAUUUUCCGCACAUGCGGCAAUCUCAAGUAUCUGCACGUUAUUAUCAUCUUUUAAGCCGCGGAGAGACCGCUAGCUCUUCAACGCAUUGGCUUGAUAGUAGUGGACUGGGUCUCCGGGCAGAUGUUGCAAGAUCUCCUGAUUAUGGUCGUGGAAUCGUGCUUGGACAAACACAGCCGCUUCUGGAUAGACCGAAGGUAGUCGAAAAAGAAGUGGAUGGCAUUGCUGUGCCCCAUUCAUCCUCCCCAGUAAGCAGGCGGAGCCACAAUUAUGCUCGUCACAGCAGCUGCCGCGAACAUAGUACGGAAUCGGUUCGGAAGACUUUUCAGCCACCAUCGGAGAUCCCCAACCUGUAUGAUAAUGACAAUCAGUUCAGUCCCGGUAGCACGACAGAACUCGACAAGAGUAUACCCAUCAAACGGAGUCUGCUUAACAAGACCAUAGGAUCAUCGGGACUUCUGCAGCACGAUACGCUUGUCAAAAACUCGACCGCAGUCUGCGAGAGCGAAGAGCCAGAUGUUUCAAAUGAUAGUGGAGAUGACUUCAGACAGUCAAUGGUGCAGGCAGAGGUGCCUGGCUCCGAACGUGAAGAUGAAAUCGAGUCUAUGGACAAUGAAAACAGUCAUCCAGAUGUAAUGGACAGCAUAGAAAGCAUAAAAAGCACCGAAAUGUCGGAGCCCGUGACCCCUGCCCCUCGAAGCAAACCGAGUUCACCAACUAAAUUUUCCAAGACCCCUUCAAGAUUGGUGCACAUGCAUGCUCCUUCCUCAUCCCAGGAUCCACUUUCCAAUAGGCCCAAAUCGCGAUUCGGAAUCAUGGACGUGGAGGCAUCGACCAGCAGCUGGAGGAAUAAGAUGAGGAAGCGCCACAGUCUGUUAUCGGAAUCGGAUUACUAUUUAAGCACAUCACCCACAUCAAGGACAAUUGCCAGGAGGAAAAGGAAGGCGGUCACUCCAAGACUGAUUGCACGUGUGUAUUCCCCUGAGACUAUAGGUAGUAGCGAGGACGAAUUAGCUUUCUGA